GUAAAUACUACAUGUAGUAGGUGCACUGUACAAUACCUUAUGCAGCGUGCACCAGCAACGAACAUACACGCGCACCAUGACUGCAGACAUAGAUCCUGAACAUGCUGCCAAAGAUCGGAUUAUCAAGCACAUGAACAACGACCAUCACGACUCGGUAAUUCGCUAUCUCCAACAUUAUGCCCGGGUACCGUCCUGGAAGGCGUAUGAUGGCAAAGUCGUGGACAUCAGCAUGAGAGCUCUUGAGCUUUCGUGCCACGGCAAUACUGUCACACUACCGUUUGUACCUCCGAUGGAAACUUGGCGUGAAGCUCGCGAGCGUGUAGUGAUCUUCGACAAGGAGUGUGUUGAAGCACUGGGAGUCUCAGAUGUCACGGUCAAGCGAUACCUGCCGCCUACGGGAUCGUACAUGGCGCCAUUUCUGAUCAUCCUUGGCACGUUGCUAGUAUACAGCCAACGUCACUGGCAUGCGGAAGGCCAGCUAGUCGAGCGCGCCUUCGGCUCGACCUUUGCCAGGUUUUCAUACUUGAUUCAACCAUACCUAUUUGGUGGCUUGAUCUCAAUUCACGCUCUCGAGGCACUGGUGUUCGCAUACUUCAAACUGGCCAAACAUUCUGUUAACGUGAGGUCGCCGAUUUGGUGGCUGUGGACAGCAUCCGUGGUGAUUGAGGGACAGUUUGCUUACAGACGAUUCGAUGACCAUGUCCAGAUGCAGAGAAAGAAGCAAAAGCAUUAGGCUACAAUGAAUCAGGCAAAGAGGAUUGGGGAACGUCUGGGCUGUGCUGACUUAGGUGUACAAGUCGAGCUACGUGUACCUUUAAAUGGGCAUUUCGGUCUUCCGAAGUAUGUUCCAGCCCUUACAACUCAAGUGUGGCACGUCUGCAUCAAGCUGCAUUGAAUGAUCCAUUUGAAC
Molecule: messenger RNA, 910 nt
Organism: Sphaerulina musiva SO2202
Lineage: Eukaryota; Fungi; Ascomycota; Dothideomycetes; Mycosphaerellales; Mycosphaerellaceae
Exons: 4
Coding region: 77-733 (218 amino acids)
Source: RefSeq, a predicted model, not a curated record